Messenger RNA from Gasterosteus aculeatus aculeatus (three-spined stickleback), 4235 nucleotides. The record is from RefSeq and is a predicted model, not a curated record. NCBI's taxonomy places the organism in Eukaryota, Metazoa, Chordata, Actinopteri, Perciformes, Gasterosteidae.
GGCUGAAAGGAGGAACACAAAGGAGGACUGAACUCCACCCACGACGCGUCACCGGCGACCUUUUCACAGGUGUCACUUCCAGUUUCUUCACAUUCUCUCAGUCAUUGAAAGUGAAUCCCACGGAAACGCGCGCGCGCGCACUGACGCCGCGUCCUCCUGAUGGUUCCGGGUUCCUGCGUCCAGCGCGUCGGAGCCGCCGUGGAAACUUUCAGCAGAAGUUGUGUUGUGGCGUAGCGGGAGGAGGCGGUCGGAGGCGGUCAGAGGCAGGGCGGGGGGUGGAGGUUUGGCUCCGGGGUUUCGGGGAGUCCGGUGCGGCGCUCACACGCGGAUCGGCCCGGCAGUGCGCGCUCCUGCGGGGAUGUCGGCCGUAAAGGCGCUGCAGCAGUGGUGCCGCGUGCGGUGCGACGGCUACCGGGACGUGUCCAUCACCAACAUGACCACGUCCUUCAGGGACGGGCUGGCCUUCUGCGCGCUGCUCCACCACCACAGACCCGACCUCAUCGACUUUGACUCCCUGAAGAAGGACGAUGUUUACGAAAACAACAAACUGGCCUUCAGGGUUGCGGAGGAUCUGGGGAUUCCGGCGCUGUUGGACGCAGAAGACAUGGUGGCCCUCAAGGUGCCGGACCGCCUCAGCAUCCUGACGUACGUGUCCCAGUACUACAACUACUUCCACGGACGCUCCCCGAUCGGCGGCAUGGGGGGCAUAAAGAGGCCGGCCGGAGACCCCGCCGGGGGGCCCUCCGGCAAGAAGAACCAGCCGGUGGCGGCGAAGGUGUUUCCCUCGUCCAAACCGGCCAGAGAGAACAGCCCCCCGCCGUCCUCCAACAUCACGAGGGCGCCCCCGUCCCCGACGCCCAGGGGACACGCCACAAAGGACGCGGCGGCCGAUCGACCUCUUCAGACGGGCACCCUGAGCAACAAAUGUGCGUCCUGCGACAAGCACGUCCACCUGGUGCAGCGCCACCUGGUGGAGGGGAAGCUCUACCACAGGAGCUGUGCAAAGACGCUGGCGGCCACAAGCCCCACCGCCGCCCCCAGAAGUUCCCCCUCGAACGUUCCCGUUUCCACAUCGGCUCCUCUAGCCGACUCCGGUAAAACCACCGCGCCCACUCCGGCCCACACGCCCUCCAGACUGGGCCCGUCGUGGCUGACGGUGAAAGCCGGCACCUCUUCGCCUCCCUCGCAGCCUCCUUCCGGCGUCUCGCCCAAAGGGACUCGGGCGCGCGUCGCCUCCAAACCCGCGGCGACCACGUCCAUCAACGCCGGCCCCGUCGCCGCCCCCCGUACCUCCGCCGCGGCGUCCAAAAACCUGCAGUCCAAGCUCAAGUUCUUCCAAUCGGAGCGGGAUGAGGAAAAAAAGCCGCCACCCGCCUUCGCCGCCGUCCUCGUGAACAAAAGGCCGGACGCGACCGCCAAGGUCCAGGAGGCCGCGGUGGGGCAGCCGCUCUCUGUGGUGGUGAACGUCGGUGGUUUGGGCAGAAAGGAAGCGGGCGUCGGGCCGAGCCCGGGUGGGGACGGAGCGAAGGCAGCGGGCGGAGGUGGACUUCAAAAGUCCAAAUCGUCUGCCGCGGCGUUCAUCUCCAAAAAACUGUCCGAGGAGAACAACAACAACAACGCGGCCAAGCCGCCGUGGGCGACCGUGGCGCUGAAAAAACCCGACGCACCUCCUCAGGCGGAGACCCCGAGGAGGGAGCCGCCGGGCGCCCGAGGGCGGAAGGUGCUGCGGGCCGACCGCUCCAUCCUCGACGACGUGACGGCCGCGCGGACGCCGAGCCCGGUCCGCCCGGACCGGGGGGGCCCGAGGCCCAACGCCGCGGGUCAAGACAUCUAAUCGUCAUUUCUCCCCCCCAGCAUCAGAAAACCAAGCUGCCCUGAGGACUGGAGGUCCAAGCUCAAACCCCUCGCAAAGCCUGCUGGUCCUUCGCAGUCCUCCCCGAAGCCGUGGGCCCGUGGAGGGGGGACGCCUCAGACCUCGGAGGUGUCCGUCAGGCCUUCUCGAUCACCUAAGCUUCACCACCCGACCGUGACUGUCACUCCGCCGGCGGCAAAGGGAUUCCUGAAUGCGGCAAAUGGAACCAAGUCAGAGUUGAAGAAGAUGAAGCCAGACUACAUUUCCAAAGAAGACAUCAUACGCGAGCUGCAGGAGAUCGAAGACAACCUCAACGAGUGGGAGAAGAGGGGAGUGGAGCUGGAGGUGAAGCUCCGCGGCAGCGAAGAAGAGGGCGAAGAGGACUCCCUCAUGGACGAGGUCAUGGUCGAGUGGUUCAACCUGAUCAGGAACAAGCAGGUGGCCAUGCGCCGGGAGUCUGAGCUGGUCUACAUCGGGAAAAACCAGGACCUGGAGGAGGAGCAGCCGACGGUGGAGCAGGAGCUCCGCAGGCUGAUGGACAAACCAGAUCAUCUGAAGACCCCCCAGGACCCGAAGAGGGAAAAUCAGCUGAUGGACAAACUGGUGGAGAUCGUCAACGACAGAAACGCCAUCGUAGAGGGUCUGGAUGAGGACCGACUCAGGGAGGACGAGGAGGACCAGGAGCUCAACAAGAUGAUGAUGAGUUUCAACAUUAAAAAGGACAAACCAAAGAAGAAGUCGCCGAUGUCCAAACUGUUCAACUGGGGGAGCAAAAAGGAGGGAUGACGCCGCUUCCGCCUCCUGAUCUGCUCCCGACGGACCGUAUCGGCAAAAACAUCUCAGGCCUCCUUUGUGUUUCUCUGCGUGUCUCUGACAAGGAGGGAGGGUAAUGGUGUGUGUGUGUGUGUGUGUGUGUGAGUGUGAGAGACACACACACACAAGUAAGGUCAGAUCUUGAGUGAUGCUGUCGACGUAGGGAGGGGAAUUUUUCUAAAAGCGCUUAAACGAUCUCACACACACACACACACACGUUGAGGGUUAAUGACUCAUGAGACGCGACGUGAUUGGGUUCAGUGCUCCAGUUGAUAGUUUUUAUACCCUUCUAGUCUUAAUCUGUCUGCUUAAUACUCUCAAACACGCACACACGUGUUCUCGCUCUAUCUGCUUACAUGUGUAACUUGAAAUGUUGCCUGUGUACAGAAACCCUGAAGACGCUAAUAGGAUCCAGAGGAGACGCGUCGCUGUCUGAGCCUUCAGUCGUGGGGUUUUGCGCGUUUUUAAGGUCGCGCUUAAACCUCGGGCGAGAACAAGUCUACUCGGCUCUGAUCUCGGUUUACGAGCAGGGGGUCGGGAGGUCGCAGGAAAACAGAACGCAGAGGAAGCACGUCUGUCGAGUCGGGGAAGAUGUCGCCUCGCUCUCUGACGUUCGACGAAGGAAAAGUCUCUCAGACGAGCGGCGAAAGGCUCCGUGGAGACGCUUUUCCAUUCAGAGAAGUGCCUUUAUAAACUCCACGGGCUUUUAUUCUGAAAGGUUUUAUAAAUUGUGCAGAUCCUUUAUUUGUGAUUUGGUCGAUGCCUUUUGUAGAAGUUGAAAUCGGGGUUUUGAGGGUUGACGGUUGGCAGCUUUAUUUCUAAGUGUACAUGCAGGGAAUAAAGACAAAACUAGCUUUCCAUUUUCUCCUCAGUACCUGUACCUGUAUGUCGAUGCACCAGUGGAGCAGUUUGGAAGCCGUUUACGUUUUGUAUCGAUUGAAAAGGCAAACUGUGAUGAGGUGCUGCAGGCAGGAACAUCUUUGUUUUAAUAACCAAACACACUCACAGCUUUUCCCUCUUGACGUUUGACAGCAGGAGAUCGUGACGGCUCCUUUUGAUUAAAAACAAUUUACUGCAUAUUGAGGUUUUCAUUAGAAGAAUGAAGUGGGGGGAACAUUCAGGUUCCGAUGUCCUGAUGUUCUCUUGUGCUUAAGCAGCUUGUGUAUUAUAUGACGUAUGUAAGGAACACGAUCUGGAUGCUUUUGAUUGGGAGAAAUACAACAAGUGGUCCAUAUUGGAUCUGGGUGUGUACAUGUUUAUUAAUGUGAAUUUGUGCGUGUGUGUCAUAAUCACUAAAACCAACUUUUCAUUUCUGUGUCGCGACCAAAUUGAUCAAUUUCAACACAAAUAUUUGUAUUUUGCAGACUGUAACAUUGUGUAUAGGUUUGUUUUUGUUUCUCCAUCUAAGCUGGAGGAGUUGGAUACACAUGAAAGUGGAGCAGUCUGAUUAUUCAAUGACUUACAGAAAUCUAUUUAAACUCAACUAAUUUGAAUAAAACGAUGAUAUUAUUUGUUGGUCACUGUUCUGUGAUUUUCACUCAUAUUGAAAUGUAAUGGUACAGAACUUUAA